CGCGGAACCCAUGAGAGCCGACAUGUCUCACCUCCAGCAACCACGCGCAACGCUUACCCGUCCCAGCACCGAAAUGCGGGGCUCGGUUCACUUGACGGCCGAAGAGAACGAGACGGUCGUGUCGGCCUGCAGGGAUCGCAAAUGGCAGGUCAUUGCAAUGGGCAUAGCGGAAAUCUACCAGUCGGGACCACCUCCAAGGCAUGACCGGUGGCAGCGGUGCUGCUGUGGUGUCGUCUGCUUCAUCAAGGACAAUAUUGCGAGGGCGUUCUACAUCCGCCUCUUCGACUUCGAUAGGCGUGACUUUGUUUGGGAGCAGGAGCUCUUUGUUGAAUUCACAUACAAAACUCGUCUUCCGUACUUUCAUACCUUUGAGGCAGACGAUUGCCAAGCGGGUGUUAAUUUUGCGUUUGAAGAUGAAGCGGCGAACUUCGGAAAUGCUAUCGAAGAGAAGCUGCGAUCUCGGCGUCAGAAACGGGAAGAGAGGAAUAGGUUACAAAUGGCAGCCAAGAAUGAUCAGUCCUUUCCGGUGCAUGAUCGUCAGAUUCCUACAUGUCCCAGUACAAAUGGUGUAUUAAGCCAGCACAAUAAGAAAUCGUCAAAGUCGAGCAACAAGAAGGGUAAGAAGCAGAAGGAGAGGAAGUACACAAAGGCUGACAUCAGCAACCCAACCGACUUCAAACACAUUCAGCAUGUUGGCUGGGAUCCCGACAAGGGAUUUGAUUUGGAGAACUAUGUUGACAGCAAAGAGCUCAACACUUUGUUUGAGAUGGCCAUGGUCACAGAAAAGGACCUCAAGGAGCCUGGGACACGGCAGUUCAUCUACGAUUUCAUUGCAAAGAACGGUGGAGCCGACAUGAUCAAGGGAACGGCCGCCAAGACAGGCCACGCAGCAACCCCUGCUGCACCUCCUGCGGUGCCUUCGAGGGAGCACACGAGUGGGCCCCCGAGCCGGCCUCCUCCAACCCCUCACCCUCAUGCUCCACCCCCACCAAACGGGUCAGUGCCAAGAUCGGUCCCACCCCCACCGCCAGCACGAACUGGACAGACACGUGCACCACCAACCCCACUGAGCAAUGGCAGGAUGCGCUCCGCAGCCUCCCCUCAGGCGGCCCCACCCCCGCCUCCGCCACCUCCUCCCCCCAGCAUGGGGGGCGGAGCCCCACCUCCCCCACCCCCGAUUCCAGCGGCCUCAGCUGCCAAUGGGAUAGGAGGGGGAGGAGCGGGCGGAGCUGGCCAGGACGCUCGAGGAGCGCUGCUGGAGCAGAUUCGCAAGGGCAAGGCGCUCAAUCACGUUGACCCAGAGACGGAGUCCACGCACAGCACACAUAGCAACCCAGAUGCUCGUGAAGCAUUGUUGGACCAAAUUCGUGGGGGCAUAAGGCUUAAGCUGUGA
Molecule: messenger RNA, 1393 nt
Organism: Rhipicephalus sanguineus (brown dog tick)
Lineage: Eukaryota; Metazoa; Arthropoda; Arachnida; Ixodida; Ixodidae
Product: neural Wiskott-Aldrich syndrome protein
Exons: 10
Coding region: 11-1393 (460 amino acids)
Biological process (GO): actin filament organization; regulation of Rho protein signal transduction
Molecular function (GO): actin binding; small GTPase binding
Source: RefSeq, a predicted model, not a curated record